Drosophila virilis is the source of this 514-nucleotide messenger RNA. RefSeq lists its product as uncharacterized. The record is from RefSeq and is a predicted model, not a curated record. NCBI's taxonomy places the organism in Eukaryota, Metazoa, Arthropoda, Insecta, Diptera, Drosophilidae.
UGUUAUACACUUUUCUACUACAUACACAAGCUGUAUUUGAUAUCCUGGUGAUGUGCAUGCGUUCGCAGCUCUGUCUUAAAUCUUUGGCUGCUAUUUGUCUGACCAUCCUUUUGCAAUUUUGCUGCAUAGAAAUCGGUUCGACUUUCGACAAUGGACUAUUAGAUAGUCGGAAGAGGACUGUGCUGCUGAUAUCAAACCUGGCUACGUCAAUAUUUAUGAUCGCAAUCGCAUGUUUGGGAUUCUUUAUCGUGUUUAGUCAAGCAACAUUUCUGCUGCUGUUGCUGGCAAUUGGCAUUGGCUUAUUCAUAUUUAUCAAAUGCAAUAUUUGGAUACUUUAUGUGACAAUUGGAAACUCUACGGAAACAUACCCGAACUAUCAUAUUUGGUUUGCAUCAACGAUCUUGUGGGCCGUAUUGAGUCUGAUUGUACUCGUAAGAUUGUUGAUAGUACGAAAGCGUAGCUAAGAGUUUUGUGUCACAUUCAACAAACAUAUUUAUUAGAGUCCAUACCAAUG